Messenger RNA from Sipha flava (yellow sugarcane aphid), 4637 nucleotides. RefSeq lists its product as uncharacterized. Gene Ontology annotation, cellular component: membrane. The coding region runs from base 349 to 4227 and encodes 1292 amino acids. The transcript is spliced from 22 exons. The record is from RefSeq and is a predicted model, not a curated record. NCBI's taxonomy places the organism in Eukaryota, Metazoa, Arthropoda, Insecta, Hemiptera, Aphididae.
AAGUACACAGAGAAGUCCGAGAGCGGUAUUCAGUUUCACGCGCGGUACACGUGUUCGCGUCCGUUACGGCGUUUAUAAAUUAUUCAUGUGGUGAUGCGUCUAUACAUCCGUUUUUAUAUGACGUGGACCUGCUAUACGGUGUUAAAUUUGAUUUCCUAAUUUGAUUUGAAUUUUAAUUGUAAUAUAAUUUUAUUUUACGUUUUUGUUGUAUUUACCGUUUUUCAUGCUGAUAAAAGUUAUUUGAGUAAAAAUAUAUAUGAGUAAAAAUAAUCAAAAUGUACGUGCCAUUGAUUGCAAUUAUGAAUUACGAUUUAUGAAAAAUAAUUAUCACCCGAGCCGACCGCAAAAAUGUUCCGAUGUCGAACAAUCAAACCCAGCAGAACACCUCGAUCGUUGAAAAUCAAAAGCUGUCAACACAGAUCCGAGGAUCGUCAAUACUGUUGGAACUGCAAUAGUCGGAUAAGUCCUCGAUGUGGCCGUCGGUUGAGCAGGCAUCCAACUCGCUCCAUUUCGGUUCCUCCAGUAAGGAACAUUCAUAAAUCAGUGCCAUGUAUUAGAUCUAAGUCAAUGCCAUAUCGUGAAAAAAACGACAGCAAAAUGCCUACGAAUUUUGAAAAUUCUUCAAUCAAAACUUGUUUCUCACUAUCGUCGCUGCACCCCUCUACGGUUAAUGUAGAGGGUGGACAGCAAGCGGCACAGAGACCAUAUAAUAGCCUUACGAAAAAAAUCAAGAAAAAUGAAACUACGAAUCAGGAUUGUUGGAGAGGUGACAGUAGUUAUGAGUUCUUGUCUAGUUUAAGAACAAGUUAUCAAUAUCUUAUGGAUAACAACUUGAUCGAAAGCUGCAGGGAAGUUGGAUGUGACCUUAAUAAUACUUCACCGAUUCAGGACUGGAAUGUUGAACAGUUGAAUAUCUACAUCAAAGAAUUGGAAAAAAGUUUUUGUUCUGGCUCUACAUCAAAAACCAAUAGUUGCAAUUUGACCGAAAAUUUAAAAUCACCCAAAAGACUGAAUAUGAGCGAAGAAGUUUGUAGACUGAAUAUAUUGCGCCAUAUAGCGCAGCUAUCCAAAAGACUGCCACACUGUCGAGAACCAUCAAUGAACCAAAGUUGCUCUUCAAUAUAUAAUGCACAUUAUUUAGAAGUUAAGUCUAAUUUGAGAUCUCUGGAUCAAUGGAUGGUACAAAUGGAAAUACGAUUGAAACCUAAUUAUUUCCGUGUCAAUUGGAACCGCCGUGAAAUUAGACAAAAAAUGGAAGAGCACAAGUCUAUCCAUUGUGAUAUUGAAACAAAAGGCAAAUGUAUCCGUUUGGUGUUGAAGUAUUGCAAAUGGCUAGCUGACGAGCAUCAAACUGCAAACCCGACCCAUCAAGAGUUAGUGCAAACUGUACCGCUAUUGACGAGAAAAGCGAAAAAUUUCGAACACCGUUGGCAACUUUUAUACAUAAGAUCGUUAGAGUGGAUUUGUUUUAUCGAAAGUCUUACUGUAAAGAAAUGUCGAAAGGACAGUAAUAGUUCUUCGGAUUGUGAUGAAGAACCGGUUCACAAAUGUCCACGGCUAGUCGAUCAUAAAUUGUCUUAUCUUACAAACAAUAAAUACGAUAGCUGUGAAAUGGAAACAGAAACUUCACCAUCUCCUGUGCUUCAAUCUGAACGAAUAUCAUUUGAUGAUACGGCUAAUUUCCAUAAGUCGGAUAGAAAAGGACCAAACUUAGCCACUUUCUACUACAAACAUUUAGACACUGAUUCGGAGCAAGAAUCCCAAAAAAAGUUCGUUGUAGAAAGUGAAGUAAAAACAUCAGAAUCGUCAGAAGAAGAGUGGAUUUACAGUACAAACAAGAUGACAGAAGUAAAAAAUCCUGAUGUGCAUGUGUCUUUGGCGGAACGAGCAAAUUUAGAAGAAAUCAAAGCUCUUGUCGAAAACGUUAAUUGGUCAGUCUCUAAAAAUAAAAACCCUGACAAACUUUGGAUAUCGGGUAGUGGUGUGAAAAAAAGAAAUUUCAAACAUGAUAACUUUAAUUCUGAAAAUGAAGAAUUCAUUGCUGACAGCUGUGAUGCGAGUGGUGAAUAUACUACAGAAGAUGAUGAUCAACAUUUCAGUUCGGACAAUCAUUCACAUUUAUCACAAUCGUGUGAUAUAACCAUAAUGCAAUCUACUGAUCUGGAUUUUUCUUCAAACCCAGGACAUAUCAAUGAUUAUAGCCCUUCAAAGGUUGUUCUAAGAUCAAAAACAAAUUCAGGAAACUCACUAAGACCUGUUAGCAUGUCUGGUCUCCCUCAAAGUACUCCAAAAGCAAGAUUCUUGACUGAAUCAUGCCAUUUAUCCGUUUCUGAAUCAGCUCUGAACCAGAUUUCUCAUGAACAAGUAUCUGUAAAUGGCAGAGACUCGUCAACUAUUGAGGAGUCCACAGCAACUCAAACGCAAGACUGUUGUGGAUCUUUUAACACCAAUUCUCUUAGGCGGCGUAAACUCAAACACAGAAGAAAGAGUACCAUGGAAAGAAAAAGUAAAAGUGGAUCUGCUGAUAGUCUAUCAUCUGUAGUCAAUUCUAUAACAUCUGUUCCCUACAACGAAAUAACUGCAUUUGGUUCAUUUUCUGGCUCUUUAUGUGGUAUUCCUCAAAAUGAUUCACAACGAAUGGAUUCAGAAACUGAAGAAGAGACAGCCAAGGAUUCAAAACGCCCAACAACGCGUAAACGUCCGAUAAAAAUGCCUGUAUUUCGUUUGGGUGAAUUUGGUGCUGUUACACCAAGAGAAAAAAGAUUCCCCUUAACUACUCAGUUGCCAUCUGGUACAACCGAUUUUAGUUCAUUUUCCGAGCAGGCUUGGGAUAGUUAUCAAGAAAAGUACUUAAGUGAACCGUACAGUGAGGACCCACCAGAUCCAGAUUCCGUUAGACGACUUCUAGAUUUUGGCGAUGACUACAGGAAAUAUAUUGACAGUCAAUCUGAUUGCGCUUCUAGCAUAGGAAGACCAAGUUGUCUUGAUGAUGAAACGUUUGAACAAGACUCUUCAGAUUCCGUUCGUAAACUCAUUAUUAGGAGUCGGUUACAAUUGAAUUACUUCGAACAAGUGCUUUCCAAACUAGUAACUUACCCCAGUUCUAACCUCACAAUUACGGAAAUCAACCAGCUAAGACAAUGGUGCCGAGAAAAUGAAUAUUGUCUCCGUUUUUGUUUGGAAGAAAUUAAAGAUAACAAAACUUGUGUUUCGACAAAUGACAAAGCAGAACUUGAAAGCAUGGUGAAAAAAUGUGAACGUUUAGAACUAGAUAUCUCUAAACAAGAAAAAAUACAAUUGCUGAAAACUGAUAUAGCAGCAAUCAAAAGUCAUUUAUUGUCAUUCACGCCUAAUGAUCAGCCCGAUAGUAAUGUGCAAAACAAAAAUGAACUACAAGUACUAAUUCACACUGCUAAGACUGAACUAUCAAAUUUAGAAUUAUAUUGGAAUAAUUGCAAUAAAGUAAGCAUUACUGAAGAGUUAAACAGACAAUUUAAUGAAUCAAAUGAUGCUAAUGCUGUUCUAAGACAUUUGAACAAAGAAGUCGCAGAUCUUUAUUCUAUUUAUACUAAUGCUAAGCAAAGGUUAGAUAGUGAUAUAUCAAGGUACCAGAAUGCAUUAAUCACAUGGGUUGAAUGUGACAAACAAUUAAUGGAACUGGAAAUGAAAUUUAAAGGAUUUGGUGAUGAUGGCGGGGUUAGAGGAAACCCAAAAUCUGGAGGUUUUGGAUCAGCGUCUGACAGUGGCAUGUCAGAUUCAGGGUCAGAACAUGAACUUAAUGAACAUGAAAAACGAUUAAUUAAUCUUAAACAAUUAGCCAACAAUUUAAUGACUAUUAUGACUCCUGGAAAUGAAGCUCUGUCAUCAAUACUAGUUAGAAUAGAGAAUAAUGAAAAACAGCUGAAAGAAUUACAGCAAACCUGCAAAGAUCUCAUAGGCAGAACAGAGAUUAACCAUGAAAAUGAUAAAUUGGAUGGAAAUAAAUACAUAACUGAUACUAAUAUUGUUGAUACUACUGCAGAGAACCCAAAAACUCCUCUUAAGAAAAUUAAAGACAAUACUGCACUCCUGUGGCGUACUCUGCGAAUUGCUGUACCAUUCUAUUUGGCUGUCAUGAUUCUGUGUUCUAUUGGUUGGCUGGAACCCCAGUGCUGUGAUCUUCAGAACAACUAUAAAUGGUCUUUUGCACUUGGUUUACGGUACAUGAACGGACCACCACCGACGUGAAUUGUCAUUACACCUGGUUAAUGUAAAAUCAAAAUGCAAACAAAAUUCAUACUUCUUCCAAAUUAUUUAUGUAUAUAAUAUUAUUGUUAUUUCAUUAUAUAGUUAAUUGUUUGCAUUUAAAAUUGUUCCGAUUUGACAUGUCGAUAGAGCAAUAAUAUUUUACAUACAUGUUAUCCUACCGUCUUACCGGUUUAUUCGCGCUCUUCUCAUUUAAGUUCAACAUUCCUAAUAAUUAUUUUUGAUAAGAUAUUCUGAAAAAUGUACAUUUCUAUAACUAUUAUAUUUUUUAAUGUUUUCUAAAUACUUAUGGCAUGUGCAUAUAUAUAUAUAUAUAUACAUGCAUUUAUAUGUAAUAGCAUUUAGAUGGAUAUUUAAAAGUUCAAUGUUAUAAAAGUAUAUAACUAAUAAUU